Molecule: messenger RNA, 357 nt
Organism: Necator americanus (New World hookworm)
Lineage: Eukaryota; Metazoa; Nematoda; Chromadorea; Rhabditida; Ancylostomatidae
Exons: 2
Coding region: 1-357 (118 amino acids)
Source: RefSeq, a predicted model, not a curated record
AUGCAACUAGCGUUUCUGGACUUUGAAGCCGCGUUCGACUCUCCUCACCGAGGCCGUCUUGUCAACGCGCUGAUCGCCAAUGGAGUACCAGGAAAUGGUAACUGGAGUAAGACAAGGGGCAGUGGCAGGACCUUUCCUGUUCGACGACAUUAUGACGACAUUAUGCGAAGAACAGUCGACCAGUGUCCUGCCGACAUUGUCUUAGCACCAUCUGGGUGCCCCUUCACUGACCUCGAGUACGCCGACGAUGUUGUUUUAUUCGCGGAAAGCAGUACGAAACUUCAACAUGUUGUCAACCUUAUAUCGAAGCUGGCUCCAGCCUAUGGACUACGCCUACGCCCCGAUAAACGCAAGUAG